Molecule: messenger RNA, 779 nt
Organism: Salvia miltiorrhiza (redroot sage)
Lineage: Eukaryota; Viridiplantae; Streptophyta; Magnoliopsida; Lamiales; Lamiaceae
Product: homeobox-leucine zipper protein ATHB-40-like
Exons: 3
Coding region: 97-708 (203 amino acids)
Biological process (GO): positive regulation of DNA-templated transcription
Cellular component (GO): nucleus
Molecular function (GO): DNA-binding transcription factor activity, RNA polymerase II-specific; sequence-specific DNA binding
Source: RefSeq, a predicted model, not a curated record
UAAGAGUGCAGCAAUAUCCUUAGUCCUGCUAAACCUAAGCCAACAACAAAUUAACUUAGAAGUGGAGUCCUGCUACUGCUCACUCAUAAAUUCAUCAUGAACCAUGAAUUUAAUGACAUGUCUGAGUACUAUCCUGCCGGAAUGAUCAGCUGCCAGUUUGUGCCAGAACAAGGGGAGGCGGAGAAGCUAAAAACGCGGCGGAGGCGGAGGAAGGGCAAAGGUGGCGAGGAUGGUGGUGGGAUGAUGAGGAAGAGGAAGCUGAGCGAAGAGCAGUUGAGUAUGCUGGAGCGGUGCUUCGGCAGCGAGCAUAAGUUGGAGACGGAGAGGAAGGAGCGGCUGGCGGCGGAGCUGGGCUUGGACCCUCGCCAGGUGGCCGUGUGGUUCCAGAACCGCCGUGCUCGCUGGAAGACUAAGAUGCUCGAGGAGGAGUUCUCCAAGCUCAGGUCCCACCAUGAGUCCACCCUUGUUGAGAAAUGCCACCUUCAGACUGAGGUUGUGAAGAUGAAGGAACAACUGAGUGAAGCGGAAAGGGAGAUACAAAGACUGUCGCGGGUGAGGAGCCACAGCCCAACUUCAUCUAGAUCUGUGUCCAUCGACACCACUCAACACUUUCUUGGUGCUCAAUUUGGAAUCGACAACGUGUUUUGCGUGCCCGACACCAACUACGCUCACGCUUUUCAAUGGGACGAUCAUCUUUAUUACAUGUAGCUACUCCUUAAUUGCCUCCCAAUGUACAUAUUCCAUCACCAUUCUAUCAAUUAAUGUCGUAAAUUCAUCUA